AUGUCGGAAAGGGAAGAUAAUGUGUAUAAAGCUAAAUUAGCUGAGCAGGCUGAGCGUUACGAUGAAAUGGUUGAGGCUAUGAAGAAUGUGGCCUCCCGUAACAUAUCAGACAACGAGCUGACCGUGGAGGAGAGGAACCUGCUGUCGGUGGCUUACAAGAACGUCAUCGGAGCCCGCCGAGCCUCUUGGAGGAUCAUCUCCUCUAUCGAACAGAAAGAAGAGACCAAAGGCGCGGAGGACAAGCUGAGCAUGAUCCGCGCCUACCGCAGCCAGGUGGAGAAGGAGCUGCGCGACAUCUGCUCCGACAUACUCGGCGUGCUGGACAAACACCUCAUACCAGCCUCGCAGACCGGCGAGUCGAAGGUGUUCUACUACAAAAUGAAGGGUGACUAUCACCGAUACCUGGCCGAGUUCGCGACGGGCAACGACCGUAAGGAGGCGGCGGAGAACUCUCUGGUGGCUUACAAGGCAGCCUCCGACAUCGCUAUGACGGAGCUGCCUCCCACACAUCCCAUACGACUCGGACUAGCGCUCAACUUCUCGGUGUUCUACUACGAAAUCCUGAACAGCCCGGACCGCGCGUGCCGGCUGGCGAAGGCGGCCUUCGACGACGCCAUCGCGGAGCUGGACACGCUCUCCGAGGAGAGCUACAAGGACUCUACGCUGAUCAUGCAGCUGCUGCGCGACAACCUGACGCUGUGGACGUCGGACAUGCAGGGGGACGCGGAGCCCGACCAGGAGCCCAAGGAGCCCGCGCAGGAGCCCGACGACCAGGACGUGUCGUAA
Danaus chrysippus (African queen) is the source of this 786-nucleotide messenger RNA. Lineage: Eukaryota; Metazoa; Arthropoda; Insecta; Lepidoptera; Nymphalidae. The record is from the annotation of a GenBank genome assembly.